Messenger RNA from Branchiostoma belcheri (Belcher's lancelet), 2574 nucleotides. RefSeq lists its product as uncharacterized. NCBI's taxonomy places the organism in Eukaryota, Metazoa, Chordata, Leptocardii, Amphioxiformes, Branchiostomatidae. The transcript is spliced from 7 exons. The record is from RefSeq and is a predicted model, not a curated record. The coding region runs from base 13 to 2574 and encodes 853 amino acids.
GCCGGUGGAGAAAUGGUCCUCCCAAUCGGUCAUUGGCUAACAGACGUCAAAAACCAUCCAAUGGUCCUAGAACACACGGGCGAGGGUGAUGACAGCGUGGUGAUUGAGGGUAUAAGAGGUCUUAAGCGCACCACGUACCCGGCGUGGAAACCAGUGGGGGAACCUCGCCACUACAACAACUGGUUUUUCGUCUUAGACUAUCGCGCCAGUUACACCAUGACGAAGCUGAGGAUUGUCAGCGACGGCUGUGACUGGCAGCACGACGUGAAGGCCUUCACGCUUCACGUGUCUCUCAGGAGUAGCCCUUACGACUGGACACUCGUCACGACUGUUACUGACGUGGCCGCCAACUACACUCUCCCGCAGUACUACGCCGGUUUCUCGGCGUCCGGACGCUACUGGAAGGUCACCGUCACCGAAACCUAUUCGGGCAUGGAGCCGUGGCUGAGACCGUUUCAUCUGUAUGGCAUCAAAGGUUGUCGGAGAGAUGUCCCACCUGACAUGUUGUUACCCUUCGAUGACGACAUCUGCUGUGUACCAGGCCGUAUAGACUGGAAUCGUCAGCCGGAGCUGAGUGGACUGCUGUGUUCGCACAAUGCCCGGUGCAGGCCCAGGGUGUGUGGGCUACGCAUGACGGAAAAUUCCUGCGCGUGUGACAAGGCAUGCAGGAUAUUUGGAGACUGUUGCUAUAACUACGAAGCCGUCUGUGGGGACGACGUAGCAGACGACGAAGCUCUCCCUGUCAUACAGCAAGACUCCUGCAAGGGACGAUGUUACAUGGAGAACAUUGUCAGUGUCGAUGUCGUGACGUGCAACUGCACGAGUUCCUGUAACACAACCCAAACAUGUUGCGAUGAUUUUGAAGAUGUCUGCCAAAGCGAAAAAGACGACGGGAACUGGACCAUUUCUUGGUACACUUUUGACCGUUUUGUUCUUCUUGGACAGCCGCUGCAGUGCGUGGCCCCCUGGAGAUCCCGUGCCCACUUCUGGAUGGUGGCGAGUUGCCCGCCCGGCUACACAGACGACGUCGUCCGGGGGAUGUGCGAGACUUCCGACGGGCACGUCGACAUGUUUCUCCACGCUCCUGUCACCGACAACUCCACCGACACCAACUACAGAAACGUCUUCUGUGCCCUGUGUAACGACGCUAGGUACAUGUUAGGCUGGAAAAUGGUCGCCAAAUGUGGCAGGCGCGUCCUUUCGCUAAAAGAAAUUCUACAAAGAGACAAGGGUUGUCAGCAGUAUUUCCGACCGUCAGGCUAUUCCUCUGCGCGACUGUGCUUCCCUCCCCAUACAACAGCUCCUAGUUCUAGUCCUGCCUGCGACGUCGAAAAGUGUCGAAACAUCACCGCUCUCUUCUUUGCAAAAGGUGUACCCUUUAGGAACUCCGCCUGUGCAAAUUGUUACGCAGAUAGGGCAUCUCUUUGGGAGGCUUCAUGUACCGAAGACGACUUUGUAUGGGCUGGCUUCUUCUCUACUAUAACUGUCCUUUUCGACUACUCGAAUAUUUUCCAAAGCAAGAUGUCGUCCAGAGAACUUGAGCUAAAGGACCAUACAGAGUCGUGUUCGGUUGGAUACAUAUAUGACCCGUUUCGAGGCAGUUGCCGCCAAAUUUCCCCCGAUGCUCUGAUGAAAUUUAGCCAAGUUCCUGGUGUAGAAGAGACGAGAGCUUCUUUGGAAAAUGAUCCUGACAAUGUUCGUAGUGCCCCAACCCCGAGUAUCGUCACGGUAGAUAGCACACCGACUCCACACACAGUUCUCCCAAAGCUAAGCGCUACAUUCAUUGUUGUCAACACUGUCACUGGUGCUUCUGCCUCCGUUUCUAUCCUAUCCCUCCUCUCCAGCCUUCGACACCACCCACGCCCUGACACUGUCGUGAAAAUCUGUUUCCUGACUUCUCUUCUUCUGGCUCAGACCAGCCAAGUCGUGGGCCAGGUCGUUCCGUCAGCAGCCUGUUGCACAGCCAUGUUGGUGUGCACGCUCUGUUUCUGCCUCGCCGCUGGUCUAUCUCUCACUGCCACAAUCCAACACCUGUCUAUCCUACAGCGAGGUGGCACCUGUAAAGUAGCCGGCCAUCUCUUAGUGAUUUUGCUGAUUCCGCUGGCAAUGUCGGGAGGUUACAUUGCACUGGAUGACUCAAUCCGCAUGGGGGCGUCCCAGGAGUCCCACAGCUUUCCUCACUGUUGGAUCCAAGACCCUACGAAAAUGGCAAUCUUUGUCGCCGCGCCCUUUCUGAUCUGUACUGCAAUCAACCUCUACUACCUGCUACGCAUUGCCAUGAGGUGCGCUGCCGCCGAUUGCGUGCAGUACUUCUUUCUGACACAGGCGGCGCUGCUUUUUCUCCCAUACACCAUUGCCAUGACCACUGGGAUUCUCACGGCCUUCGUAGGUGUAGAGUCACUGCGCUCGUUUUUCCUGUACAUGGUCACCUCUUUGGGUGGGAUAGACGGGUUCCUUUUCUUGGUAUUUUCGAUUGUUGACGAUGAGAACGACAAUCCCAAUGAUUCCUCGCACGGCAACGCCCCGACUUUACCGAUUCAAGCUGUAUCUUCACUCAACUCUUCUACUAAAUAA